GGUUGUGGUAGAUUCGUUCAGUAAUUUUCCUUUUGUUGUCCGGAUGUCUUCCACGACGUCAUCUGCCACCAUCCAAGCGUUAUCCGCUAUCUUUCGCAUUGAAGGUCUUCCACAGACCAUUGUUUCCGACAAUGGCCCGAAAUUCAUGUCCACAGAAUUUCAGGUUCCUGUGCGGCGCAGACACCUGCUUUUGCUCCAGACGAUGUUGUUUAAUAUCAAAACAACCGAGGUUCACGGCGUCGGCUCGAAGGGCGCAUUCUUAGCUGCCUCGGACGCGCUGUAUAUCAGGUUUUGGGGGCCUCUGGUGAGGUGUAUCGGCAUCUCAAUCAGCUGCGCCUCUGUCGUCGCACGGGAUCUGCAGCUCGCCGUCUGCUUUCAGCGACGGUGCCGUCCGGUCAGCGCCCCGGGGACCCAUCUACUUGCUCGCCUCAGCCCUAGGUGUUACCGACGCUGCCUUCCAUUUUGCCCCAUGACGACACGCCGCUGCCACCGCCGCCGCCGCCUGUUCUCCCGCCGUCGACGCCCGCAGUGGACGCGUCGCUGCAACCGCCGGGCGCCUCCCUGGGUCACGCGCAGCCGAUCUCUUCCCGUGACCAGUUGUCUUCCGACAUGGAACUCUUGCCCGCUCCGGACCACAUGUCGUCCACGCCCGUCGGGUGCCCCGGUCCGAUUGAGGUCGACACUUCGGCCCCUCCUGUCUCUCUACGGGCGCAUACACCGCAUGUUGGCGUGCACCCUGGAGCAGGUUUUCAGGCGUUUCCCAGCUCCUCUCGCUCCGAAUGGCAGGGUGCGGGUGGCACAGCCUCGCCUGUUGUUAGGCUCCCCACUUCGUCGCAUACGUCAACAUGGGGUCUUCCCCACGGCGGGCGGAAGCCUUAUGCCACAACCGUACUCCGAUUUGCGGGGGAGGAAUGUGGUGUCACCGCCAGACACCACACUUGCUAGGUGAUAGCCUUUAAAUCGGCCUCGGUCCGGUAGUAUACGUCAGACCCGCGUGUCGCCACUAUCAGUGAUUUGCAGACCGAGCGCCGCCACACGGAAGGUCUAGAGAGACUUCCUAGCACUCGCCCCAGUUGUACAACCGACUUUGCUAGCGAUGGUUCACUGACAAAAUACGCUCUCAUUUGCCGAGACGAUAGUGUAGCAUAGCCUUCAGCUACGUCAUUUGCUACGACCUAGAAAUGCGCCAUAUUCAGUUACCAUUGUUAUUGUGAAUCAUGUACUGUCACGAGCGACGUUCAUCAUUAAUGGAUUAAAGUUAAAUAUUCCACCAGCUAGGU
This is a messenger RNA of Schistocerca gregaria, 1280 nucleotides long. RefSeq lists its product as uncharacterized. Gene Ontology annotation, molecular function: nucleic acid binding. Lineage: Eukaryota; Metazoa; Arthropoda; Insecta; Orthoptera; Acrididae. The record is from RefSeq and is a predicted model, not a curated record. Bases 44 to 949 code for a protein of 301 amino acids. The transcript is spliced from 2 exons.